Messenger RNA from Lodderomyces pseudojiufengensis, 804 nucleotides. It is a transcript of the gene GTT13, whose product is annotated as Gtt13p. NCBI's taxonomy places the organism in Eukaryota, Fungi, Ascomycota, Pichiomycetes, Serinales, Debaryomycetaceae. Bases 1 to 804 code for a protein of 267 amino acids. The record is from RefSeq and is a predicted model, not a curated record. The transcript has 2 exons.
AUGACAAUGCUACAUCAACCAGGACAUCCAGAAGAUAGAUUUAUUUUACAUUGGCUUGAUGAAUCUCGAGCUCAAAGAAUAUUAUGGUUAUUAGAAAUACUACAAUUAGAUUAUGAAGUUCGUAUUUAUUUAAGACAUCCUGAAACCUGGAGAGGUCCAAUGCAAUUAUUUGACAUUCAUCAAACAGGAAAAUCACCAGUUCUUGAAAUAAUUCAUGGAGAUGGAAGACCUCCUAUGAAAUUAGCAGAAAGUGGAUUUAUAAUGCAAUAUCUUUUAAGGAAUUAUGAUCCAAAUUUUAUAUUAACUCCAACUGAUUCAAAUGAACAAUUAGAAGUUGAUUAUUGGCUACAUUAUAGUGAAGGAUCUUUACAACAUAUUCAAAUGACUUUAUUAAUAAACUCAGUGGCCAAACACAUUGCUCCUUUUGGUUUAAAAGGUGUAGCAAAAUUAGUAACAAAAGGUUUAAAUAAUGGUUAUUAUAUACAUGAAUGGAGAUUGAAUAUGCAAUAUCUUGAUGAUAGGUUAGCACAAAAUGGUACUGGUUUUUUUGUUGGUAAUAAAUUAACAGCAGCAGAUGUUAUGUUAAGUUUCCCAGUAUUUGAAAACAUUUUUGAUAAUUUGGAAGGAGUCAGGGAUUGUACCAAUGAUAAAAGAGACUUGAGAAAGGUUUGGCCAAAUCUAGCUAAAUGGAGUAGAAUGAUUAAAAAUAUCCCAACUUAUAAAAAAGUCAAUCAACUAAUGGAUGAAGAAGUUGAAGAUUUAAUUGCAUUGAAUCCAAAAUAUGAUUAUGCAAAAGGUAAUUGA